AUGCGAAGCCAACCAGUAAAUUGGUUUUUCCUCGUUCUAUCCCUCAGCGAUCUUACCGUACUCAUCGCCUCAUUCUUUGUCUUUUCUGUUCCCGUCUAUGCUGAAGCGGUUGACGAUAUCGAUUUAAUGCGAAAUUCCGCUGUACUGAUAGUGUGGUUCUAUCCAUUAGCACAGACUGGACUCACUAUGUCCGUUUACCUGACAAUUUUGGUAUCGGUACAUCGAUUCCUAGGAGUGUGCCAUCCAUUCUUGGUAAGAUAUUUGUAUAAUAUUGCUGGAGCUAUAAAGUUGUGGUAUAAUCAAGAAAAUUAA
This is a messenger RNA of Strongylus vulgaris, 312 nucleotides long. The record is from the annotation of a GenBank genome assembly. Lineage: Eukaryota; Metazoa; Nematoda; Chromadorea; Rhabditida; Strongylidae.